AUGUCGACUCGUUUAGAAGAUUUACCCAAUGAAUUAUUUGUUCAUCUAUUUAGUAAUUAUUUUCAUGGUGUAGAAUUAUAUAAACUAUUUUCUGGAUUAAAUAUUCGUUUUAAUAAUCUAUUAAAAUUAUUAAAUAAUAUUUAUAUUCGUCUUGAAAAUUCCAAUGAUGAUAAAUGUCUUAAUUUCUUUUCUCAAAAAAUUCAUAGUUUAUAUAUUGAUUCUCAACAUAAAAGUAUUCAUUUUCUUCCAUUACUUAUUAAUAUUCGAUCGAUAACAUUAGUUGAUCCAACAAUAAUUCAAAUAAUAAAUUUAUUAGAAAUAAGUUCAAAUGUUGAACGUAUUUGUAUUCAAUGGUCAAAUCCUUAUUUAAUUAAUUUAAUAAGUGCACGAUCAUUUUAUGAAUUAAUUUUUAGUGCAAGUUCAUUGGAAAAUCUUCGUUCAUGUCGAUUAUAUUUACCUGAAAAUCAUUCAUUCUAUUUCGAACCCAAACAUUGUACAUUACCAUUAUUACAUACAAUUUAUGUUCAGAUAACAAUUCCAUUAGCUGAUUUUCGUCGUAUAAUACGUUUAUGUCCGAAUUUAAUUCGACUUGAAAUUGAAAUCAUUGAUAAUGGACAUUCAAAUAAUGAAACAAUUAUUCUUUUAAAUCAUUGUGAACAUCGAAAUAUUCGACAAUUUCAUGUUUAUAAUUUAUUAUCACUUGAUAUAUUAGAGAUUUAUAUUGAUUAUUUCUCUAAAUUAACCAAAUUAUAUAUCUCAAUGAAAUUAACUUCAUAUCCAUUAGAUGUUUUUAAACAAAUAUCAAAUUUAAUUCAUCGAAUUUAUCAUUUAAAACAAUUUCAUUUUCGUUUUUCAACUCAUUGUUGGAAUAUUGGUUAUCAACAAUUACAAAUUCUUAAACAAUUAAAUCCUUUUUUUGAAAAUAUUCAUAUUGAAAAUAAAAAUAAUGAAAUUGUUUUUAUUAAUUAA
This is a messenger RNA of Adineta steineri, 969 nucleotides long. Lineage: Eukaryota; Metazoa; Rotifera; Eurotatoria; Adinetida; Adinetidae. The record is from the annotation of a GenBank genome assembly.